AUGGAGGAUAUACUUCCCGUCCCCCAACCCAAGGCUAAUCGGCCAUGCCCUUCUCCCGACAGCUAUGUGGACUCACAGACAGGGCUUGAUCCCAAGAAACGAAAGCCGCCUGCAAGUGGCAUAUUCGUUCCAAGCAAAAAGCUCAAAAGUGGCGAAAGCACAGAUCGUUGCUUUCAAUCAUCCUCGAAUGCUUGGCAGCUGUCUGCAGAAAUAUGGCAACAUGUUUUCGCCUUUCUUCCACCAAAAAUGCUUGGUAGACUCCUGUCUGUCAACAAGUGUUUUCAUUUUCUACUCAAUCCGUCACCCACCCAUUCCCAUCAUGCCCAAUUUCCUGUUCUUCCUCGGCUCCUCGCGACUUUGAAGCCAGAAGUCAUCUGGCAACUUUCAAGAAGACGUUUCUGGGCAGCCAUGCCUACCCCCCUCCGAGGUCAUACUGAACUUCAAAUGUGGCAAUUAGCUUGUCAUAAUAGAUGUCAGUUUUGUGGCACGAUAGGUAGAAUGAACCUUGAUGCUACUUGUGAUCCGCUAAAAGAUCAGCAUAAGCAUGCUGGUCCUCGGCCUAUUUGGCCCUUUGCCUUGAGAAGCUGUGGACCGUGUCUGUUAGACAGAACUAUCAAGGAAGUUGACUUGUUGCUCUCAUCCUCGGUACCUUCAUGUCUGAUACCCGCGCUACCUUUCAUUUUUAUCGACGAUAGCAUGCACAUAAUACCAUCUGCGGUGCUGCAAACAGGGCGAGCAACUUUGGAGCUAACUGUUACCAAACUGUUUCUCUCGAGUCAUGUAACGGCUAUUCAAGAAGAAUUCACGUCGGUCAGGGCAAUGGGCGAGGCAACAGCUGGAGAGUGGAUCAAGGGCCUAGAGGGACGUGGGAAGGAGCACCGUGCCGAGUCUCUUCGAUGGGAGAAAUUUGAGGUAUCUGGUGGAAUUAACCAGAUGCGGCGGCGUUUGUGUCAUAACUCGACAACAGCUAAUAACGCAUCCAACGAAGCUGUAAAAGAGUCAAUGCCUCUAAUGGCCGCUAAUCCUUUUGAAAGACAGGGGAGCUCUAUAGAGCUAUCAAAGACCUUCGAUACUCAAAAGCUCCCCGCUAUCUCCCCUCAGACGGCUGAAGUAAUGAAAGCCGCUCGUCGAAGAGAGAUAGAAAAAAGAGCCAGAGAACUCGAACCGCCGCUACCAGCUCAUGUAUUAGCCCUCAUCCCUUCGUUCAAGGCAGCAGUCCAGAUCACGUCCCCCCUAGAUGAUACGGCCUGGAGCUUGCUGAAACGCUUGUUGAUGGCCCAGCGACAAGAUAUAGACCCGAAACAGCACCAAUCACAGAUGGUGUCCGCUCUUUCUCAGGUCACCACUACAAAGACGGCUAAUCCACAGGGUGUACAGGAACUGACCUUGGAAGCCAAACAAAAAGUUGAUAAAGCUUGGGAUGACGCCCAGGCUCCUCUCCGAGCACGAAUUGCAGCGCUAGCUGAUAAAUUUAUUCGUGAUAGCUGGGCAAAUUGCCGCACUGGUCUUGGUAAGGAACAGAGUGAACGAUUUGCUGCUGAGGUCCUUCUCUACGUACGGAAGAAGUUCUAUGCCAGUGUCGAGUCCGAAGAUGCUGUUGCUCGGGCUACCGGCAAAGAACCUCUUCGCGAUUCUCCAAAUGGUCCCUUCACAAGGAAGCUUACGCUUGAAAACAUGAAGUGGGUUUUCGACGUCAAAGUUAAGCCCUUUACUGAAGAGUUUGGAAAAGACCUCUUCUACUGUAGUAGUUGCUAUAAAGAGAGCUUCAAACUAUACAGCUUUGAGGGAGUAAUACAGCAUUAUGCUGCGAAACACACGAGAUGUCUGAGUCUAGGCAACGCCGUAGUUCAUUGGCGAGCAGAGUGGCCUAAAAUACCUCCCUUUCACCCCAAACCAUACACUGUGAGGAAACCAGAAGCCGAAUUUCCCAAGCGUAAGAUCAACGAGAGGCUGGAGCUCUUAACAAUAGCCCACCAAGAACAGCCUCAUCGCUAUGAGGCGCAAAUGCCAAUAUAUAGCCAUCCUACAUCAUCACAUAUUCAUUAUGAAGGACCUCAAAUACAACCACCACACGAUCAAUUUCAUCCAUAUAUCCCGUCUUGGCCUAAUUAUGCUUAUCCGUUGCACGGGCAAGCACUUCCGGAUUAUUGUGAAUCGCUUCCAGCUGGGCCUAUCCGUCAAUUUCAACCAUCGUUUUUCCACGGAGGAGGCUCUCACCUUGACACUGAAGAUUCAUAUCAAAACCACAGCUACAUACCUUAUCGAAGCCAUACGACACCGGAACUCCACUCCUCGCACUACUUUCAGCCUUCUGAUACAGAUGACGAAAAAUUGGAGGAGAUUGCACGGAACUCGAGAGAAAUUUGGCUCACUAUGGCGCCCUUACAAGAAAUUCGGAGGUCUAUCAAGGUGUUUGUUAUGAUUCAUCACGUGUGCGCCCGUUUUCAAACAAGAUUCUCAGAGCUACUACCUCUACAUUUGUUCGUUGAUGGUCUAUACACUAAAGACGGAAUGCGCCCUGUUCGCAAAGCUAACGGCCUGCAAUGCAAAGUCUGCUGCCUUGGGCUAGGCACCACAUCAGAUACACAUCGACACGAGGAAUUCUACAAUCUAGGACAACUGGCCAAACACUUUAAUCAGCGACAUUGUCAGCAACAACAUGCCAUUGGCGCACCAGUAUUUAAUUGGUGUACUGAUAUGAUAUACCUCCCACCGCAUACUUUAUCCGAAUCAGGUAGCAUUGCAAGAAUUAACCCUGAUCAGCUUGGUCUUAUCCAGGGUGCUCUCCCAGGUACCUGGAGCAACAUCGGAACUGUGAUUGCUAAUGACAGAAUAUUUGAUCCCCCCACUCCUCUCCCUACUCGGCGCAAGCAGAAACUUCAAGUGACAAGCAGUCGCAACAACGUAACACGCUGUGCGGGCGAAAAUAUAUCGAGGAGGGCCAAGUCUAGCUCAAAAUUUGCAAAAAUAAAUGUUUCAGGGACUAGAGGCAAAUCUUCGCUAUUAAAACCUAUUCGUCAAUCUAAAGCAAACAUAGAUACUGACUCUCGUUCUGAUUCAAGGGUCAAUUCCCCAUCGAUCCACGAGCCCCCAAAGCAUGCUGGAGAUGACGAGGACGAAGAUGAUAGUUUUGAUCUGAUCGCUGGCUUGGAAUCACAGCUGGAUCAACAAGCUUUAUCACCUUGCCCUAAUACUCCAAUAAGACGAGACAGCUAG
Molecule: messenger RNA, 3216 nt
Organism: Xylaria bambusicola
Lineage: Eukaryota; Fungi; Ascomycota; Sordariomycetes; Xylariales; Xylariaceae
Exons: 5
Coding region: 1-3216 (1071 amino acids)
Molecular function (GO): protein binding
Source: RefSeq, a predicted model, not a curated record